AAACCUUUCACUCCAAUGUACCUCCGCCUCUUGCGCACCACCACGACGCGUCCAAACUGUUUUCACUCUGUUGGCUAUGGCGACGAAAUUGCACCUUAUCAGCCGGGCAGUGACUUCGGCCUCUGAAAAUCUUGGCGCGCCCACCGUCCUCUUAACAGUCUUCACUGGAUCGCAAAAACUUCUUCUUACACCAAACUUUCUCGACUUCGGUAUACCACGAGCACGCCAAUAUGGAUUCAACCAACCAGGUAAGCCAUGCGUCCGUGCUGUCCGCUGCCGCUGCAUCUGCGACUGCCUUUUUGUUUGGUGCGCGAAACUCCCCUAGAGUUGGGGGAGGGAAGGCGGAGGAGGAUUGGGUUGGCUGCGCGGAGGAGGAAGAGGUGCUUUUGGAUCUGAAGGGCCAUCGACAUGUGGAGAAAUCUCGUGGUGCCGACGUUCCGUACGUGAUCGGCCAGCAAGACAACACAUUCACCGCACAGUUCGACAAGAGUUGCGAGGAAGCCGAAAAGGCAAUGAGAUAUUUCUUGCGAAGGCACCUUGUACACCAUCAUAUCAGGAACCAGCACGGUGAAAUGGAUCUCCUGGACAAUCUCUCAUCCCGCCAUAUUGCUCCACUUCAAGCUCCGCUCUGGCGAGAGAUGCCUCAGGAAUGGGGCAAGUUCUCGAUCCUGCAGCGUAAAUAUCUCACGGAAGGGAACUUCAUGGCAGCCGCGGCCGUGCCGUUGAUCGCUGACGCGCUGGAAGCAAAUAGCGUGUUCGUCGUUCGGGACGGGCCCUCCGCUCUAUGCACCUCCUUCUCGUGCCAGAAAUUCCACGACCAGUGGGAUACGCCUAUCCGAUUCUACGGUGUCGCUGUCGAGCCGGUCAUAGAUUGGGCGACUCUAGAACCCGCGUUCAAUGAAGGCGGCUAUGACGAGGAGCCUCUAGUCUACCGACGCAACAAAAGCAUGCGAUACGAAUUCGGUCUCGACAUUCGACGAUUCAUCCCCGAGCAGUGUCUCGUCCUCUGCUUGGAAUGCUUACACCUCGUGUGGGAAAAGCGUAGGCUGGCUUGGUCCAUUAUCGGCCAAUUCGGUGACGAGUUCAAAGAUCAACUUGAUGCGUACCGUCUCCAAUUUAGCGAGGACGAAGUCGAAGACAAGUCUGAGAAUGACGAUUCAGACCCUGAUUCCGAUUCUUCGGGUGACACCCCUUUGAACGAGGCGAUGUCCGCCGGACAAAUCCUCCCUGGCCGAUUCGAAGACGAAGAGAAUGUGCAGGGAAGCUGGGGACUAGUCUCAAUUUGGCGGGCACUCUCUAUACGCCCAGGUAAUGCUAACAUCAACGGCCAGCCUUCCAUACAACUAGACGGCACGUGGGAGACCAAGCGGAACAGCGAACCGAUCACUAUAUGGGAAGAUCCGACGACGAGCGCCGAAGAGGACUGUGAAGGGACAAUGUUUGAUCCCGGCUCCCGUGCUGUGGCGCCGCCCGCUUUCACCCAGGCCAGCCAACAUCCUAUGUCCGCGAACAAAGUAGUUCGGCCUGAUUCUACAAAAUCGAGGGGAUGGACUGCUAUUAACCAGUCACCAACACCCACAGCCAACGGUUUGGCUAUGAGGCCUGCCAUGCACCCGACCCCCGGAACGCCAAAAAAGGGAGAGCAGCUCCACUCUGCGAAUACCGCUCGGACUGCCACGAUGCCCGCGCCGCCACCAAACCCAACGGCACCAGCAAACAGCAAGGAUCCGAAGUUCCACUUCGACCCGGCUUUUGCCCAGCCAUAUCCUCCACAACAGGUUAAGGAGCUUGUCAGUCCCCCAUCUCCAUCCUUCAUCCAGCCGAAGAAGCGCUUCCCGUCUGCGUCGGAGAUCAUCUGUGCCUGCCACAAGCCUGCUCAAACAUUUCAGGUGAAGAUCACCCAAUGCUGGAACCCGGAAUGCCCGGUCGGCUGGUACCAUUACGAGUGCCUAGAUAAGCGUUGCAAGCUGUCUUCCCUCCAUGGAAAAUGGCUUUGCAAUGUGUGCAAGACGGAGAAGGAGUUUGGAGGGGCAAAGAACACCACCGACAUGAGCUCACCGUUCUCUGCGCAGGAGAUUGUGAAUGCAAUGCCGAUUGCGGGAGGCGCUUCUGGAGGUCUCAUGCCUGUCAAGAACCCCUACGGCUUGGGUGCGGAUCAAGAUACGUCUACUGAGGACCGGGAAGAUGCUUGGUCAGACGAUGAUGAGUUCUACAAGAACUGAUAGGGCGUUAGAAACCCCUAGGAUAGGCUACCCAUAUUCGGUCUUCUGGGUGGACGGUAGCUGAUCGGGCUGCGUCUCGGGUAGAUUUGGUGAAAAUGAUGAGGCGUCGAAGCCC
Messenger RNA from Trematosphaeria pertusa, 2337 nucleotides. RefSeq lists its product as uncharacterized. The transcript is spliced from 5 exons. Bases 231 to 2222 code for a protein of 663 amino acids. Lineage: Eukaryota; Fungi; Ascomycota; Dothideomycetes; Pleosporales; Trematosphaeriaceae. The record is from RefSeq and is a predicted model, not a curated record.